GUUUUUAAAGUUUAAAAAUGUAUUUCAAAGAUUUCAAUGAUAUUUUGUAACUUUCCUAAUUUACAUAUAUUACUUUUACAAUUUAAUAUAAUCGCACUAAACGUAAAAACAUAAUCGUGACUCUUUUGUAGAAUGAUAUGAAAUAUUACAUCAAAAUAAAAUUUUACUAAACAAACCAUGUCUGAUCCGACUAUACAAACAUUUUGUUGUCACCAUUCCGGCCGUAAAGAAGACAUGGCUGUAAGAAUUAUGGGUGAAUUCAAUACAGACUCUUAUAACAUUGUAUGUCUUGUAUCAUCUACUAUUGGCAUUUUAGGUUCUUUGUAUCAGAUACUCCCAUAUAUAAUUGCCGAAGGGUCACAAAGUUGGCAAAUAGCUGCAUCUACCAGAGGGCGACGUAUCAUUAUCUGGCUGGCUGUGGCAGAUCUAUUGGCUUCUUUAGGAGUUCUGCUUCGUUCUUCUUUAUGGUUGAAAUUUAAAAACAUAAUGCCAAUGCCUGAAGAUGACAUGAGUGUGUUGUUUUGCAGCAUAAUUUCAGCAUGGACACAGUAUUUCUAUACAGCAUCUUGGUUUUGGACAUUGUUCUAUGCUAUAGACACUUGGCGCACGAUAAAAGGCUAUGAUUCUCAUUCAGUCUUAUAUCACUCAAUAGCCUGGGGUGUACCUGUUGCUACUACGAGUAUAGGAUUAUCUAUCCUUUACAUACCAAAUGCGACUUGCCACAACCUGGAUUCAGUUUCAAGUGCCCUUUAUAAAAUAUUACCUAACUACUGUGCAACAUAUUUGCCUAUUGCAAUGGUUAUGAUAGUUAACCCGGUUAUGUAUCUACUGGCAAGUAAGGAUGUGGAAAUGGCGGUUGCACUACCUUUAGCCCAGUUCACAAGUAAAGAAAGAAGAGUUGUGGAUGCAUUAAGACUGAAAUUCUUACUCAUUAAUGUUGUUUUUUAUAUAUGUUGGCUACCAAAUCUUAUUAAUGGAAUACUUCUGUGGACGAUGUGGUUUAAUAUGCCUGUAAACGUUAUCAUAUCUAUAUGGUACAUUAUGGCUUUAAUGAAUCCAAUGCAAGCCCUUUUGAAUGCACUUGUUUACCGAAAAUGGAGCUUUUAUAGCCGUAGUCUUGUUCAGAAUGUGUUUGGUCAGCCCAUCAAAGAGUUUAAUUUUUACGACGAGCAGUCUCCUCUACUAGGUUCCGAACCACCUAGAUUACAACUGUCUCCAGUUCCACCUAGUAUUAAUAAUUACGCCACAAUGUGAUUCCCUAUAG
Molecule: messenger RNA, 1264 nt
Organism: Chilo suppressalis (striped riceborer)
Lineage: Eukaryota; Metazoa; Arthropoda; Insecta; Lepidoptera; Crambidae
Source: the annotation of a GenBank genome assembly